Messenger RNA from Sander lucioperca (pikeperch), 2729 nucleotides. RefSeq names its product adrenergic, alpha-2D-, receptor b (gene adra2db). Gene Ontology annotation, cellular component: membrane. The record is from RefSeq and is a predicted model, not a curated record. Gene Ontology annotation, biological process: adenylate cyclase-activating adrenergic receptor signaling pathway. The transcript is spliced from 2 exons. The coding region runs from base 216 to 1487 and encodes 423 amino acids. Lineage: Eukaryota; Metazoa; Chordata; Actinopteri; Perciformes; Percidae. Gene Ontology annotation, molecular function: adrenergic receptor activity.
UGACCUGUAAUGAAGGAUUUACUGUUUGGGGAAAUGCAUUUGUGCAGGCACUGCGUCAUAUGUAGGCUAUACUCUGUUUGCACUGACCAGGAGCGUUACGCGCAACGUAUCUCCAUGAGUUGGACUGCAGCUCAGCGCACCCAGUCUUAGCUGUUUUGGAAAGGAAAAGGGUGCAAAACCACAAACAUGAUACGAAAGGACAAAUUGGAGCCAGAAUGGAUUUAACCCAGGUCAGUCUGUUGGUGGAAAACGUUUCAAGCAAUGAGAACACCACGGACGCACCGCUUGGCUUGCCACACACGGAGGCAGCCACUGCUCUCAUCAUACUGGUAGUUACUGUGAUAAUUUCGGUGACCAUUGUCGGUAACGUGUUGGUGAUUGUAGCGGUGCUGACCAGCCGGGCUCUCCGUGCGCCCCAGAACCUUUUCCUGGUCUCUCUGGCAUCAGCGGACAUCCUGGUGGCCACGCUGGUCAUCCCAUUCUCCCUCGCCAAUGAGGUAAUGGGCUACUGGUACUUUGGAAGUACUUGGUGCGCCUUCUAUCUGGCUCUGGAUGUGUUGUUCUGCACCUCAUCCAUCGUGCACCUGUGCGCCAUCAGCCUGGACCGCUACUGGUCUGUGACAAAGGCGGUCAGCUACAACUUGAAGCGGACACCUAAGCGCAUCAAGUCCAUGAUCGUUGUGGUGUGGGUUAUAUCAGCUGUCAUCUCUUUCCCUCCUCUUCUCAUGACCAAACAUGAUGAACGGGAGUGCCUGCUGAACGAUGAGACCUGGUACAUCCUCUCCUCCUGCCUGGUAUCCUUCUUCACUCCUGGUCUCAUCAUGAUUCUGGUUUACUGUAAGAUCUAUAAGGUGGCAAAGCAGCGCUCCUCCACCGUGUUCGUGGCCAAGAACGGCCUGGAGAGGCAGCCCUCUCAGUCCGAGACCUGUUUCGACAGGAAGGACCGGUUCGAGACGGAGAGCCCCAGUAGCCAGAGCUCCGGCAGCCACCAGCAGAGGCAGGGGGAGCUGGAUGACAUUGACCUGGAGGAGAGCUGCUGUCCGUCGGAUACUAAACCCCGCAAUCAUCGCUUCAGUAAGCGGAGAAAGGUGGAGGGGUCAGACUGCUGCCCGCCCCAGAACUGCCGUCUCUCCUGGGCUUCAGCACGGGCGUUACAGCUCUACCCGGAGCAGAAGAACCCAGCUGUGCGACAACAGCUGGCCGCGGCCAACAAGACCAAAGUGGCCCAGAUGCGGGAGAAACGUUUCACCUUCGUCCUGGCGGUAGUGAUGGGGGUGUUUGUGCUUUGCUGGUUCCCCUUCUUCUUUACUUACAGCCUGCAUGCAAUUUGCAGAGACAGCUGCCAUAUCCCUGGCGCACUUUUCAACCUUUUCUUUUGGAUUGGCUACUGCAACAGUUCUGUGAACCCCAUAAUAUACACUAUUUUCAAUAGGGAUUUCAGGAAAUCAUUCAAGAAAAUCAUAUGUGGAACAUCUAAACGCACAUAAGGGAUCUCAUUCAAUGGGAAGGAAUUAUAUCAUUAGAACUCAUUUUUCUCGACUGAUUGUUUUCCCUCCCCAAAUUCAUUUUAAUGUAGCCUACUGUCAUAUUAAAACAAAACAGAUCCAGUGUUGUGUGCACAUUUAAAAGUCAAUGAAUAAAAUGUUAAGCAAAAGAGCAAAACAAAAGAGAAAUGUUUUUAGUGCAUCAGUGUUGUUAACGUAAUGCAACAUCAAACAUGGUAAUUGUAUAAUAAGUCUUGUAACCAUGCACCUUUAAACAAGAAAUAUCUUUAUUGGAUCAAUCUUUUGUGCUAUAGCAAGCAGGAGGAAAGAGCUACUUCAGGGUAAAUUUCAUGAAUGUAGCUGGAUUCCAGUGCUGGCUACUGGUUCACAGGGGGUGUUUUGUGUAAAGAUAAAAAGGAGAUUAAUCUGCACCAUAUAUGGCAAGCAAGUAUUACCUGUGAGUGUGUGUCAUGGAAAAAAAAUGUAAUCAAAUCCUGAAAGAUGUAGGUUUAUCAUCAUAGGUAGAAUGUUGCAUUGUAGAACUGUUAGUAUUUUGGACACACAUUCAUAUUUGUCUACAGUUUAAGCUACAGCAAGGCCAUUUCAGCCAUUUCUUAACAAUGAACCCCCACAUUUACGUAAGAGUAUAAUCUCACACCCCCACUGCACCAUCACACCACCUCACACCAGGACGAUAAACUGAGGCCCGCCUGUGCAAAAUCUAUUGGAAUAAUCUGUGUGUUUCAUUUCAACACCUCACAAUACAUCAGUAUUUUGUCAGUACAUAUUUACAUAUAAUGUGAUAUUUACACAACCUGAUUUCAGUGUCAUGGGACAGAAAGCAGGUCUAGGUUGUUCAGCAAAUAUUACUUUCAUUGUGUUGUAAAAAUGUUUUUAUUCUCUUACAAAUAAAAUGUUACUGGCAAGAUGAGAAAAAGGAAUUACAGUAGAUUUGACUGUCGGUGACAUUCCAGAACGUACCAGAGGAAGGAUGCUCACAUUUGACACAGCCAAAAAUACAAACAUUCCAGCUCCAUCAAUCUUAAAAAUAACAUCUCUGGACACAAUUAUUGUGAGAUAAGGAGAGCUGGACCUCCAUCUAGCAUCAAAUCUCAAUCUCUGUGGUUCAAGAGAGCUUAAUAUCUACAAGCCAAGCCUCGGACUGUAAUCCUCUGCUUUAUAAAGCUGUAGAAAAAGUCCUACAAAUUAUAACUUCAGCUAUCCUUUAACUUCCCACCUCUUACA